AUGGCAGGCACAUACACCCCAGCCCCCGGAGGGCCCUUCUCCGCACUGACGCCCAGCAUGUGGCCCCAGGACAUUUUAGCCAAGUACCACCAGAAAGAGCGUUCAGAGCAGCCUGAGGUCCAGUAUGACGAGUUUGGCUUCAGAGUGGACAUUGAAGAAGGCGUAGAGGCCCAGAGCUUCAUGAGCAGUGAGGGCUCUCCGCAGCGGGAGGACCCCCAGCAGAGGCUGCGGUGGCAGGCCCACCUGGAGUUCACCCACAACCACACAGUGGGAGACCUGACCUGGGACCUGAUCUCCCCCAGCCUGCCCCGCUCCGACAGGCUGCGCACACUGGUGCUGGGGGGGAUUCCUCACAGCAUGAGGCCACAGCUGUGGAUGCGUCUGUCGGGAGCGCUGCAGAAGAAGAGAACCUCAGAGAUUUCCUACAGAGAAAUCACAAAGAACAGCUCCAACGACGACUGCUCCACCUCCAAACAGAUCGAGAAGGACCUGCUGCGGACCAUGCCGUCGAACGCCUGCUUUAACAACAUGAGCAGCGUGGGGGUCCCCAGGCUGAGGCGGGUUCUCAGGGGCCUCGCCUGGCUCUACCCUGAUAUCGGCUACUGCCAGGGCACGGGCAUGGUGGUGUCGUGUCUGCUGCUGUUCGUGGAGGAGGAGGACGUGAUGUGGAUGAUGUGUGCGCUGAUAGAGGACCUCCUCCCUCCUGCGUACUUCUCCUCCUCUCUGCUGGGGGUGCAGACGGACCAGAGGGUGCUCCGCCAGCUCCUGGUGCAGUACCUGCCGGCGCUGGACCGCCUGCUGCAGGACCACGACAUCGAGCUGUCUCUGAUCACGCUGCACUGGUUCCUCACCUCCUUCGCCAGCGUGGUGGACAUCCGGAUGCUGCUCAGGAUCUGGGACCUGCUCUUCUACCAGGGCUCUCUGGUUCUGUUCCAGAUCACUCUGGGCAUGCUCAAGAUCAAGGAGGCCGAGCUGGUGGCGUCGGAGAACUCUGCGUCCAUCUUCAACACGCUGUCAGACCUGCCCCUGCAGCUGCGUGAGGCGGCCGCUCUGCUGGGGGAGUCCAUGAGGCUGGCGGGGGGGCUGUCCCAGGACACGCUGGAGGCUCACAGGCACAAACACCUGGCCUACAUCCUGAACGAACAGAACCAGCUCAGCAACGGCAACACGGGCCUCAGCAGCGGCAUCAACAAGGUGGUCAGGAGGCAGUCGCUGCGCAGGAAGUCCACUCUGAGCUCGCUGCUGUUCGGAGACGACGAGGCGGACGCUCUCAAGUCCAAGAACAUCAAACAGACCGAGCUGGUGGCCGCGCUCCGGGACGCCAUCACCCGCACGGCACGGCACUUCCACUGCCUGGACCCCCGCCACAGCAGCACGGACCUGACUCCAGACUACUCCAUGGAGAGCCACCAGCGAGACCACGAGAACUUCCUGAUGGUGUCCAGGAACCGGAGGAGGCGGGCUAAAGCGCUGCUGGACUUUGAGCGCCAUGACGACGACGAGCUGGGAUUCAGGAAGAACGACAUCAUCACCAUCGUGUCUCAGAAGGAUGAGCACUGUUGGGUGGGAGAGCUCAACGGACUCCGAGGGUGGUUUCCUGCUAAGUUUGUGGAAAUCCUGGAUGAGAGAAGCAAAGAGUACUGUCUCGCGGGGGACGACUCGGUCACUGAGGCCGUCACAGACCUGGUGCGGGGGACUUUGUGUCCAGCGCUCAAGGCCAUCUUCCACCACGGCCUGAAGAAGCCGUCCAUCCUGGGAGGACCGUGCCACCCCUGGCUGUUCAUCGAGGAGGCCGCGAGCAGAGAAGUGGAGAGGGACUUCAACUCUGUGUACUCCAGACUGGUGCUGUGUAAGACCUACAGGUUGGAUGAAGAUGGAAAAGUUCUAACCCCAGAGGAGCUGUUGUAUCGAGCCGUGCAGUGUGUGAACAUGAGCCACGACUCUGCACACGCUCAGAUGGACGUCAAGUUCAGGUCCCUGAUCUGCGUCGGCCUCAAUGAGCAGGUGCUGCACCUGUGGCUGGAGGUGCUGUGCUCCAGUAUGGCUGUGGUGGAGAAGUGGUACCAGCCCUGGUCCUUCCUGCGGAGUCCAGGCUGGGUCCAGAUCAAGUGUGAGCUCAGGGUCUUAUCAAAGUUUGCCUUCAGUCUGUCCCAGGACUGUGAGCUCCCCGACAAGGGAGAGGAGAAGGAGCAGAGGCCUCUGAAAGAAGGAGUGCAGGACAUGUUGGUCAAGCACCAUCUGUUCAGUUGGGACAUCGACGGUUAA
Molecule: messenger RNA, 2265 nt
Organism: Knipowitschia caucasica
Lineage: Eukaryota; Metazoa; Chordata; Actinopteri; Gobiiformes; Gobiidae
Source: the annotation of a GenBank genome assembly